UGUUGGCAGUCGCGUUUCUCCCCUUUUGUCGUGCAUCAAGAACAGCCGAUUGUCUGUGUCGUCCACUGUUUCCUCCCUAUCGAACAAAAAGUGUUCGGUUUUUCAGUGUCGAAUUUAUUAGUGAGUGCGUGUUAAUCCAGUUAUAAAGAGGAACCACUUUUUGGUGGUUGCCUAAGACUUGACACUCGAUUGAGAAGACAGGGACAAUGGUUGACUACUACAGAAUCCUCGAUGUCUCGCGGACAUCUUCGAGCGGUGAUAUCAAGAAAGCUUACAGAAAAUUGGCCCUCAAAUGGCAUCCAGACAAAAAUCCUGAAAAUUUAGAAGAAUCAACGAAAAAAUUUAAAGAGAUCUCAGAAGCCUACGAAGUACUAAUUGACGAUGCCAAAAGGAGAAGCUACGAUCAACGAUUAUAUCAGAAGGCAUCCUCGAGACCAGGCCGUGGAUUCACCUAUAGGAGUUUCUUUGAUUCUCCUUUCCAGCGAUAUUUCGAACGAAAGAGGCGAGUUUACGAUAAACAUGGAAAGGAAGGUCUUCAAAUGCCAGGAGGCAAGAGACGUCAUGAAGACGACUUUGACGAUGUCUUUGCCGGCACAUUUGUCUUCAGAGAUCCUGAAGAUGUUUUCAGAGAAUUUUUCGGUGGCACACCAUUUGAAGAUCUAUUUGGAGGAUUUGGUGGAAAUAUAUGGGGAGGAAGCAGGCACAGUCAUUCUAGUAACAAUAGCUUAAGCACAUCUUUCUUUUCACCGUUUGCACCAUUCAAUUUUGGUAAUUUGAUAGGCAACGGAGGUGGAGGAGGUGGAAAUUUCACAACUUUCAAUUCAGUUAACACCUUUAGUGGACCUAGCAGUGGAUCUUCUAUGAAGCGAACCAGCACGUCCACGAGAUUUAUUAAUGGAAAGAAAAUCACCACUAAAAAAGUAAUUGAAAAUGGAAAGGAGACAAUAAUGUCCUAUGAGAAUGACAUAUUGAAAUCGAAAACAGUGAAUGGAGUGCCUCAAUCCAUAACGUACAGCUAAAUUUUUCUCUCAUUCGCUCGAGCUUCAAUAAUCAAUUAAAGAAAUUCCUCUUCUCACAAUUCUCACAAUCUACUGCUAAAAAGAAAACGAAAUUCUUUGCAAAACCGACAAUGUCACUUUUAUCAAUGUUCAAUCAUGUCUGACGAUUAACACGUUUCCAUCAUGGUUGAUACGGUAAUAUUUAACCGUUCAGCCAUUAUUUGAGUAACGUUAUUUAAAAAAAAAAAAAAAACUGAAUAAAGAAAAAACAAAAUUAAAUUAAAACUUGAUGAAAGCUUUGCAUCGCUGGUCGACGUAAUGCUCUUGACUGCACACUUUCGUCUAAUCCUUCAGACUAAACUAAUGACUGUGAUAGGGCGAGCAGUUCGAGCGAGCGGAUCCUAAAUCUGAAAGUUACUAAUGGAAAGUGUCUCCAAUUUUUUUUUGUUAUCAUCAAUUUUUCGACUCUUCUUUUUUUUUUUAAUCAAGUUUAAAAAAAUGUCGACAAAUUAUCAAAAUUAUUUUAAAAAAAAAUUUGUUUUUAAUUAAAUUGAAAUUAAAAAUUUUAAAUUUGCUAUUAUCGAAUAUAAUAAUUAGCGAAUUAUUUGUACUAGUGAUAAUAAUUUAAUUUAAAUAAUUAACUUAAGAUUAUUUCAUUAUCAGGGUAUUUUGAUAAUAAUUAUCUAAUUUUGCAUUUUGAAAAGUAAUAAUUACAAAUUUUCGAUAAUAUUGAUUUAUUUAAUUCCUUAAUCCAAUGAUUUGUCGAUAUUUCAUAAAUUCAGAAAAAAAUCAAUUAGUAAUUAAGCAAUACAGAAUUCAUAUCCAUUUUUAAAUAUCACGUUCCAGUGAAAACGAAUUCUCCGAUUUAGAAGUAAUAUUUUCGAGAUAUCCGCAUUUUUAGAAGUUUUUAAUAUUUAUGUAUGGAUUUUGUUUCUUUUUUCGUUUCGUUAUUCUCAAUGAAAUGAAAAAUAUUACUUCUGUCAGAGAAUAAAUUGUCUAUAAAAAUAAAUGUAAGAUUAUUCCCGAUAAACUUGAAGGUACAUCUUACAUUGAAAGUUUAAUAAGCAUCGUAAAUAAGUGUAAUGAUUGUCAAAUAAUUAAAUUAUUCCUAUAUAGUAACAUAAAACAUUCAACAAUACAAAUUGAAACGACUUUGUGAAUCAGAAAGCUCAUUCUUAGGAGCAGUAAGUAUUUUCUCAAUAGGUUCCAUCUUUUUAGCGUACAACUUAAGUUUAUCUUAUUUUACCCUUUCACUUAAGUAUAUAUAUAUAAUAAAUAAUCGCGUAUGUGUAUAUAAUGAUAAAAAAAAAGCAAAUGUUAAGCUUCAAAACAAAUACAUUAUUAUGAUUCACUAA
This is a messenger RNA of Leptopilina boulardi, 2353 nucleotides long. It is a transcript of the gene mrj, whose product is annotated as dnaJ homolog subfamily B member 3. Gene Ontology annotation, molecular function: Hsp70 protein binding. Bases 207 to 1019 code for a protein of 270 amino acids. The transcript has 7 exons. The record is from RefSeq and is a predicted model, not a curated record. NCBI's taxonomy places the organism in Eukaryota, Metazoa, Arthropoda, Insecta, Hymenoptera, Figitidae.